This is a messenger RNA of Striga hermonthica, 1326 nucleotides long. Lineage: Eukaryota; Viridiplantae; Streptophyta; Magnoliopsida; Lamiales; Orobanchaceae. The record is from the annotation of a GenBank genome assembly.
AUGAUCGGCAGUCUCUGCCGCCGGGGGAAGCUUGAUCGGGCCAUGAGCAUGCUGGACCGGUUGAUGGAGGAUGGUCUCCUGCCGACAGUCAUCACGUACACCAUUCUAAUGGAGGCAACCAUUCUCCAAGGGCAAACGGACCAGUCCUUGAAGCUGUUUGACGAAAUGCUCGAGAGAGGGCUGCAGCCCGACUCGUGCUCUUGCAACACUAUAAUCAGGACAUUGUGCCGGGAAGGGCUGAUGGACCUGGCCUUCAAGUUCAUCCGGGACCUGACAGGCAGAGGAUUGGAGGUGAAGGUGAUAUCAUACAAUGUCCUGUUACGGGCCCUGUUGGAUCAGGGGAAAUGGAGGGAGGGCGGGAGCCUGGUAAAGGAAAUGUUCUCGGCCGGGUGUGAGCCGGACUUGUUCACUUACAAUUUCUUGAUACGUGCUUUCUGCGAGGACGGGCAUUUGUACGAGGCUGUUACGGUGUUGAGGAUAAUGAAGGACGAGGGUUUAACUCCCGAGACACACGCGUACGGCCCGUUAAUCUCUGCCCUCUGUAAGAUGAGCCGAUUGGAUCUCGCUAUUAGGCUCUUGGAAUACAUGGCUACGAGCGGGUGUUACCCGGAUAUAGUCAACUACAACACGAUUCUCAAUGCCAUGUGCAAAAACGGGAGCCUGGACGAGGCCUUGGAGGUUUUCGCAAAGCUCUCACAAAACGAGGGCCCGCAUAAAGUUACCACUUACAACAUAAUGAUAAGCGCCCUGUGGAACAAUGGGGACCGGGACCGGGCGUUGGGCCUCGUCUCUGAUAUGAUUUCAAACGGGAUCGGCCCGGAUAACAUCACGUACAACUCGCUCAUCUCGUGUUUGUGCCGAGAGGGAAUGGUUGAUGGGGCGAUCGAGCUCUUGAAGGAAAUGGAAGAAAGGAACGGUUUCUUGCCGACACUCAUUACAUACAAUACCGUGCUUCUUGGGCUUUGCAAAGCUCGUAGGAUUAGCGAGGCUGUUUUGAUGCUGGAGGAUAUGAUAUAUAAGGGUUUCAGGCCACACGAGAGUUCGUACAAUAUUGUAAUCGAAGGUAUUGGGUACGCGGGAUGGCAUGUGGAGGCCAUGGAGCUUGCCAAUGCUCUGUGUAAUAAAAAUGCCAUUACUAGACCGACAUUCCAUCAUGCAUGUUAUGGACCUUCUGAGGACGUCAUUGACCUUGCGCUGAGGUCUGAUUCGACCUCUCUUUUAGGUCUGACUUGCCCCCAGGCCACCCAACCUCGAUGUAUAGCAUCGUCGUGCGCCUGGGGUCGUGCGAGCUGCUACAGGUGUUGGCAGGUCACUGCGGGCGUCUGA